Molecule: messenger RNA, 1564 nt
Organism: Pimephales promelas (fathead minnow)
Lineage: Eukaryota; Metazoa; Chordata; Actinopteri; Cypriniformes; Leuciscidae
Gene: fxn
Product: frataxin
Biological process (GO): intracellular iron ion homeostasis; iron incorporation into metallo-sulfur cluster
Cellular component (GO): mitochondrion
Molecular function (GO): iron chaperone activity; ferroxidase activity; 2 iron, 2 sulfur cluster binding
Source: RefSeq, a predicted model, not a curated record
AUGUAUCUAUGACAGUCAAAGAAUGCGUGCAUAUGCAAUCAGACUGGCCAGAUACUCACUUGUAUCCUUUUUGAAGCUAUGUCAAGGUUAAGUAUUACGUGUCGUGCUCUGUAUCUUCUAAAUUUGAGCUCUAGAUGGAAAUGCCACCAACAAACCUCCAGACUAUCAACAAUGAGCAGUGGACUUGAAUCAAUAUGUGGAGGUGGCAAAUUUAUGAGUGAUUCUUCAGCAAAGACAGUCACAAGGACCAGUGUAUGGGAAGGACGUACACAGUGGUUUGAUGGCAGUCUGAAGAGAAGAGAACUUCAUUCAAGUGCACCUCUUGGAGAAGAAAACGCACCUCAGUUGAGAGAACUAACAGAGACUGACUAUGAGAGACUAGCAGAUGAGACAAUGGACGCAUUAUCAGAUUAUUUUGAAGACCUCACAGAUGAGGACUUCACUGGAAUGGACUAUGACGUUGUCUUUUCUAGUGGUGUGCUGACAGUGAAAAUUGGCUCUGACCACGGCACAUACGUUAUCAACAAACAGACACCCAACAGACAGAUUUGGCUUUCAUCGCCGACCAGUGGUCCUAAGCGCUACGAUUGGACGGGGGAGCGAUGGGUGUACGCUCACGAUGGUGUGACAUUGCACAGUCUGCUCUCCAAAGAGUUGUCUGUCAUCUUCAAAUCAAAUAUAGACCUGUCGCAUCUCAUCCAUUCAUGAUGAGAACAAUUUGAAAAACAGACACUGUUAUUGAUCUUUUCCUCGCCAGUUCUCUUGUGACCUUCGUGAUCUUAAUAAGAUCUUAACUACUAUUGCCAAUGCUCAAAAAACCUAUAGGCUGGCUUGAUAUUUUUUAAACUGCAGGGAGUAUUUAUUUGUCUGCAUCAUCAAACCUAUAUACAAUUGUAAGUUUUAAAUGCACUCAGAACAGCAGAAAGUGCUCUCAUAAUCAAAUCCCUGUAAAUGAACCUGGUUGGAUUAAAGAGAUCACGUCUAUUGGCUCUUAAACCACAUGAAUAAGACAAAUGGACACGGAUUGUUUUUUCGGAGGCUGUAGUUAUCUGCCGCAUUCUGCACGCCUGGCCCUGGUUGAACUAGAGGCUGCUGGGUAGAUGCAGGAAAAGAUGAGGAUUACGACUGACAGAUGGAGAAGUUCUUGCUCUAAAAGCCCUCGGCCAGAGCCUUUAUUCAAGAAUUAUCUGUGAAUAACGGCAUCGCUCUCCGAUCAUAUCCCUCAGAGCUUUACCACCACCCUCGGAUGAUUUAAAAAUACCAGCCCAAAUUAGCAUCAACCCACCCGACAGUUAAAGCAGUGUCAUUAACUUUGGUGAUAUAACACAGUCGAUCAUUACUCCAGACGCCUCUUAACAUAAUAGCCCAUAUAUCGCAACAUUAACUUGAUACGCUGGUCCAUGCUAAUGUUGAAAUGUGAGAUGUAUUGUACUGAGGUGAAAUGUCUGUAUUUAAUCAGGUUGUAUGUGAUGAAACAAUAGCACAUCUCCUGCACGGUUGAUGUCUCUGUCUGUUGAUGCAUAUGUAAUAUAAUGUUAAAUAAAUUAGAAUGUUAUUAUUUUUA